Molecule: messenger RNA, 7906 nt
Organism: Nerophis ophidion (straightnose pipefish)
Lineage: Eukaryota; Metazoa; Chordata; Actinopteri; Syngnathiformes; Syngnathidae
Gene: slc6a5
Product: solute carrier family 6 member 5
Exons: 17
Coding region: 552-2906 (784 amino acids)
Biological process (GO): sodium ion transmembrane transport; glycine import across plasma membrane; synaptic transmission, glycinergic
Cellular component (GO): membrane
Molecular function (GO): glycine:sodium symporter activity
Source: RefSeq, a predicted model, not a curated record
UGGUGGGCUCCUGGGUGACCUCCACUCCUGAAUCACUGCUUCCCAGGCGCCUUGGAUGGAUGCCGCCGCUUAUCAGCCGCGCUGCAGUGGGAGUGAUCCAUUCAUUAUACUUCAUUAACAGCAAUUUAAGAGCGGCAACCCCCUUCUCUUUAAAAGAUGGGGCCGAUUUCGCAACAUUGCAUUCGUCUACUUUCCCACAGCAGAACAUAAACCGAUCAGCAAAGGCUGCACGUGUGCGAGCGGCGCCAAUCAAUUGUAAUUAUUCUCAGCUGACAAAGUAAUUAGCAGGCAGCCUGAAUAAUAAACACCAGCCCAUUAAAGACGUUUGCGUGGCUUUAGGCUAAAGCGGAAACAAACAAACUCAAACGUCACUUUCUUUUGACGCUUUCUUUCGUCUGGUGUAACACUGAACGCGGGGGGGACACGUCAUUGCCGGAGGGUCACGUGAUUCAUCCCGUCGUGGGGGGGAGGGAACAACUCAGGCUGAUCGGUUCAUGAAAUUUACGAGCGGAAACUAGUCGGGGUUUUUUUUUUUGCAUUGUAUACUGACAAUGUUUUCCAGAAUAAAGAAAGGAUUGAGAAUCGGAGACUUUGCAGACUUCAGGAGCAGCAGCAGCACUUCCACGCCGUUUGCAGAGCUCUGCAGGAUGGACGAGCAGGGAGAAAUGGCGGCCAAGCAACCGGACGGACCCGCCAAAGCCGACGCCACGCCCCCUCACGUGCACCAGCACCACGCGCCGGCGGCGGGACCGCGCAUCGACGGCCAGACAUUUUGUCCCUGCCCGGAAAUUAAAGCGGGAGAGGCGGACGCCGCCAACCGGGCCUACGGGACUUUCAAGCACGCCGCGCCGGCAGCUCCCCCCGCGGCCAAUGCGGCCUUUCGGAAGGAUUCGAGCGUUUCGGGCGCUGGGGACGCGCCGCCGCCGCCUCACGCCGAGCAGAACAACAGCGGCUGGGCCGCGCUGAGUCAGACCACCGUCGUGCUGGGGACGGAUGGCAACAUGUCCGUCCAGACCGGCACCGUCACCCCGGCGGACGAUGAUGAUGACGAGGAAGGGGAUGAGAAUAAGGCCAGGGGAAACUGGUCCAAUAAACUGGAUUUUAUUUUGUCCAUGGUGGGCUAUGCUGUGGGACUGGGGAACGUGUGGAGGUUUCCUUAUCUUGCCUUCCAGAAUGGUGGAGGUGCAUUUUUGAUCCCCUACCUGACUAUGUUGGGCAUUGCCGGCAUCCCAAUCUUUUUACUAGAGGUGUCCCUGGGCCAGUUCGCCAGCCAGGGCCCAGUGUCAGUAUGGAAGUGCAUCCCAGCCCUGCAAGGUUGCGGGAUUGCCAUGUUGAUUGUAUCUGUCUUGAUAGCCAUAUACUAUAAUAUUAUUAUGUGCUGGACACUGUACUACCUGUUCGCUUCGUUGAAGGGCUCACUGCCAUGGGCUCACUGUAGGAAUGCGUGGAACACCGUGGAAUGUAAGGACAAAGAAAUGCUGCUCCUAGACUCCUGCAUCCUGUGGAACAGAAACACCUCCUCCAUCAAGAACUCCACUUUUUGUCUCACUGCUCGUGCUGCUGGGAAUCUGAGCAGACUGUUGAACUCCACCCUGGAAGGUGAAAAGAUCUACGUCAGCCCCAGUGAGGAGUACUUCAAGUACAACGUGCUGCACAUCUCCAAAGGCAUUGAAUAUCCAGGAGACAUUCGUUGGGCUCUGGCAGGCUGUCUGUUUCUGGCCUGGAUCAUUGUCUACUCCUCUUUGGCCAAGGGAAUUAAGUCAUCAGGAAAGGUGGUGUAUUUUACAGCCACUUUUCCUUACGUGGUGCUGGUGAUCCUGUUGAUCCGAGGUGUGACGCUCCCGGGUGCAGCUGACGGCAUUCUCUACUUCAUCACACCAAAGUGGGAGAAACUCAUGGACGGAAAGGUGUGGAAAGACGCGGCCACUCAGAUCUUUUUUUCUUUGUCGGCUGCUUGGGGAGGCCUCAUCACGCUCUCCUCCUACAAUAAGUUUCACAAUAACUGCUACAGGGACACUAUUAUAGUCACCUGCACAAACAGUGCCACCAGCAUAUUUGCUGGCUUUGUCAUCUUUUCCGUCAUCGGCUUCAUGGCCAACGAGCUGAAUGUUCCCAUUGACAAAGUGGCAGAUGAAGGUCCAGGUAUAGCAUUUGUGGUGUAUCCUGAGGCUCUGACCAGACUUCCCCUGUCUCCUUUCUGGGCUAUCAUCUUCUUUCUCAUGCUUCUCACUCUGGGCCUGGAUACCAUGUUUGCAACCAUCGAGACCAUCGUCACCUCGGUCUCGGAUGAGUUCCCCAAAUACUUGAGGACGCACAAGCCGCUCUUCACCCUGGUCUGCUGUUUGGUCUUCUUCAUCCUGGGCUUCCCCAUGAUCACAGAGAGUGGCAUGUACAUGCUACAGUUGGUGGACACGUACGCAGCCUCCUACUCUUUGGUCAUCAUUGCCAUAUUCGAGCUGGUGGGCAUCUCUUACCUCUAUGGGCUACAGAGGUUCUGCGAAGACAUUGAAAUGAUGAUUGGUUUUCAGCCCAGCCGCUUCUGGAGAAUUUGCUGGGCGUUCGUGACACCGACCAUUCUGACGGGCAUCCUGACUCUGAGUCUGUAUCAGUGGAAAGUGAUGACCUACGAGGACUACACCUACCCCACCUGGUCUAUGAUUAUGGGCUGGCUCAUGGUAAUCUCCUCUGUCAUCUGGAUCCCCAUCAUGUUUGUCAUCAAGAUGUAUCUCGCCCCCGGCACUCUAAUUGAGCGUCUGAAGUUGGUCUGCUCCCCCCAGCCCGACUGGGGUCCCUUCCUCAUGAAGCAUCGCGGAGAACGCUACAAGAACAUGAUCGACCCGCUGGGAACCAACUCGCUGGGCCUCAAACUGCCUCGUAAGGAUUUACAGCUCGGUACCUACCAAUAACCACGGCCCCGGGAGAUCCGCACCCAGCUACUCCAACCCCUGGUGGGCGGGGAGUGCCAGGAGAGGACCACAUGGCCUCUUUCCGAUGACCUUUCAUUUCCCCUUCAUUCCACUCUAGUAUGUGCUUCAACAUGGUCCCUAGUCUUCCUCUUAGUGUGAAUUUGGGAAUAUUAGACCUCUUUCCUCCUCGGAGGAGGGGCCGCCGCUGCUGCUUUGUGCUCAGUUUACGGUCUAUCAUCGGCUCCCACACAAUGACCAUUGAUUAGACCACUGAUUGACUGAUUCCUGGUGACAAAGUGUGUCAUUGAAGGAGUUCGGUGUGAACUUGCAAUAUUAGACUUACCUUCGCUGCUCUAUUUGGAGCCGUACGUGUAUGUGUGAGCGCUUGUAUGUGUAAAAUAAUGAAUUGCCUCGGCGCCAGCCGGCCAAGAAGAAAAAGAAUUCAGGUGACAGAAAAACAAAGCUCCAACAAGUUUUUAAGGAUUUGGCUUCAUCCCCCGUAUUGGUAUUACAAAUUAUUUCUACGGAUGUUCUCGUUCAUCCAGGUCUCAGGAUGUUCAAUCGAUUGCAACUGGACCGUUCAGCUUGUCUUAGAAGACGUUUCACCUCUCAUCCAAUUGAGCUUCUUCAGUUCAUGCUUAUUGAUUUGGAUUGGUCAGAUCUAGUCUAAAUGUUGGUGCUGUAACACAAACUUGUUUUCACUAAAGGGGGCAAGGAAAGCUUUGGCCGAAAUGAGUUUCCUCCGCCGGGUGGCGGGUCUCUCCCUUAGAGAUAGGGUGAGAAGCUCUGUCAUCCGGGAGGAACUCAAAGUAAAGCCGCUGCUCCUCCACAUGGAGAGGAGCCAGAUGAGGUGGUUCGGGCAUCUGGUCAGGAUGCCACCCGAACGCCUCCCGAGGGAGGUGUUUAGGUCACGUCCAACACGGGGAAGACCCAGGACACGUUGGGAAGACUAUGUCUCCCGGCCGGCCUGGGAACGCCUCGGGAUCCUCCGGGAAGAGUUAGACGAAGUGGCUGGGGAGAGGGAAGUCUGGGCUUCCCUGCUUAGGCUGCUACCCCUGUGACCCGACCUCGGAUAAGCGGAAGAAGAUGGAUGGAUGGGACGGAUGGGCAAGGAAAGUUUCAACCUAUUGUGUAAAAAAGAGCCGUCUUUCAAAGCCAACAGCAGUCAAUACAAUGCAAUUCUCCCUUGAUAGCAUUGAAGUACCGUGUGACAAAACAACCACUACCAACCCAAAUUUAGUUGUUAGACUGGAAACUCUCACAUUAUUAACUGUAUCCUCUUGGCAUCUAUUGCACCAAUCACCCAAGACGGGGUCCCCACAUCUGCAGUCCCUUCUAGGGUUUCACGUUGUUCCCAUUGGGUUGAGUUUUUUCUUGCUCUAAUGUGAGAUCUGAGCUGAGAAUGAUUGAUUGAUUGAUUUGCCGUCCCAUAUCAUUCCAUUCAGUUGUAUUAAUGGCAUAAUUUGGUGGACCUGGAAUCGGAAAGUUCCUCUUGGAGUAGAUCUGACCAAUCUAAGUCCAAGUAUGAACUGAUUAACCUUGGUCCAAUAGAACGUCAUCAAAGACAAACUAAACAGUCCAGCUGCGAUCGAUUGAACGCCCUGAGGAUACAAAUAAUGACUAUGGAUGUUGUCAUUCAUCUAGGUUGUUGUAUUCUCAGAGCAUUCAAUUGAUCGAGAAUGGACUGACUGUUCUGUUGGUCUUAGAAAACGUUUCGCUUCUCAUCCGUGCAGGCUUCGUUGGUGCAUGCCGAUAGACUUGGAUCUGUCAGAUUUAGUCCAAAUGCUGGCUCCAAAGUCCCAAUAAGGGCGUGCUCAGGCGAGGAUGGUUUCGCAACAUUGUGGCGUAAAAAACAAGGAAUGGCCUCUCUGUAAAGGCCAACAGCCGUCAAUAACAUCACAUUCCCUCUUUUUAGCAUUAAGUGGCAUAACAAUGGCCGUGAAACGACCGCUAGCAGCUUAAAAUCAGCCGCUGGACUGGAAGCACCUGCCUUAGAAUUCUAUUCAGUUGGUGACUUGUCCAGGAUGCAGCUGGGAUAGGCUCCGCAACCCUGAAGGGGACAAGUGUUAGAAAAUGGAUGGAUGCACAAAAGUUCCUAUGGGGACUAGAUCUGACCAAUACGUCUUUGAACUCAUAAUGCCUGCUAAGAUCAAUUGAACAGUCCUAUUGCGAUCAAUUUAAAGCCCUGACAAUACAAAUAAUUAAUGACUGUCCUGAAUAUUAUAACAACAACUACAGUAUGCACUGUUAUAUGUUCUUCCACCCAUCAUAGUAGGUAUUGUAUUGAUGACACAAAGGGGGGCACCUGUAAAAGGAAUGUUCCUAAUGGACUAGUUUUAACUAAUCAGUAAGUCUAUGAGCAUGAAGUGAUGCAGUCUGCUCGGACAACAAAAACAGUCCAGUUUGGAGUCUACAGAGUCCUAAAUAAUAAUAAAAAAACAAGAUGCAUUGUUAUAUAUGCUACUCAUCAUACUAUAAGUAGUGCUUAGUGGCUAUUGAUCUAGAACAAAUAGUGGAAAUGAGAAACAACACAGGAAUCCGUAGAGCUGCGAACACGCCGUAAUCACAACCUCCAGUAGAUACUUCGGCCUUGGAUGACUCAGAGAUUUGAGUCUGUUUUUGUCUCUGAACCCAAGGGGCUACUUGUGAUACUCUCGUUUCCCCCCUCAAUUACAAUAUCUUGUACUUCGAACAUAAUGUAGGUCAUGCCAAUUGAAUGAACGCAUGAAGUGAUGCAGUCUGCUCGGACAACAAAAACAGUCCAGUUUGGAGUCUAUAGUCCUAAAUAAUAAUAAAAAAACAAGAGACAUUGUUAUAUAUCCUACUCAUCAUAGUAUAGGUAGUGCUUAGUGGCUAUUGAUCUAGAACAAAUAGUGGAAAUGAGAAACAAUCCGAUCCAUAGGAAUCCGUAGAGCUGCGAACACACCGUAAUCACCCCCACCAGUUGAUACUUUGGCCUUGGAUGACUCAGAGAUUUGGGUCUGUUUUUGUCUCUGAACCCAAGGGGCUACUUGUGAUACUCUCGUUUCCCCCCUCAAUUACAAUAUCUUGUACUUAUCUUCGAACAUAAUGUAGGUCAUGCCAAUUGAAUGAACGCAUGAAGUGAUGCAGUCUGCUCGGAGAACAAAAACUGUCCAGUUUGGAGUCUACAGAGUCCUAAAUAAUAAUAAAAAAACAAGAUGCAUUGUUAUAUGUCCUACUCAUCAUAGUAUAGGUAGUGCUUAGUGGCUAUUGAUCUAGAACAAAUAUUCGAAAUGAGAAACAACGCAGGAAUCCGUAGAGCUGCGAACACACUGUAAUCACCACCACCAGUAGAUACUUCGGCCUUGGAUGACUCAGAGAUUUGGGUCUGUUUUUGUCUCUGAACCCAAGGGACUACUUGUGAUACUCUCGUUUCCCCCCUCAAUUACAAUAUCUCGUACUUCGAACAUAAUGUAGGUCAUGCCAAUUGAAUGAACGCAUGAAGUGAUGCAGUCUGCUCGGACAACAAAAAACAGUCCAGUUUGGAGUCUACAGAGUCCUAAAUAAUAAUAAAAAAACAAGAUGCAUUGUUAUAUGUCCUACUCAUCAUAGUAUAGGUAGUGCUUAGUGGCUAUUGAUCUAGAACAAAUAUUCGAAAUGAGAAACAACGCAGGAAUCCGUAGAGCUGCGAACACACUGUAAUCACAACCUCCAGUUGAUACUUUGGCCUUGGAUGACUCAGAGAUUUGGGUCUGUUUUUGUCUCUGAACCCAAGGGGCUACUUGUGAUACUCUCGUUCCCCCCCUCAAUUACGAUAUCUUGUACUUAUCUUCGAACAUAAUGUAGGUCAUGCCAAUUGAAUGAACGCAUGAAGUGAUGCAGUCUGCUCGGACAACAAAAACAGUCCAGUUUGGAGUCUACAGAGUCUUAAAUAAUAAAAAAACAAGAUGCAUUGUUAUAUAUCCUACUCAUCAUAGUAUAGGUAGUGCUUAGUGGCUAUUGAUCUAGAACAAAUAUUCGAAAUGAGAAACAUAGCAGGAAUCCGUAGAGCUGCGAACACACUGUAAUCACAACCACCAGUAGAUACUUUGGCCUUGGAUGACUCAGAGAUUUGGGUCUGUUUUUGUCUCUGAACCCAAGGGGCUACUUGUGAUACUCCCGUUUCCCCCCUCAAUUACAAUAUCUCGUACUUAUCUUCGAACAUAAUGUAGGUCAUGCCAAUUGAAUGAACGCAUGAAGUGAUGCAGUCUGCUCGGACAACAAAAACAGUCCAGUUUGGAGUCUAUAGUCCUAAAUUAUAAUAAAAAAACAAGAUGCAUUGUUAUAUAUCCUACUCAUCAUAGUAUAGGUAGUGUUUAGUGGCUAUUGAUCUAGAACAAAUAGUGGAAAUGAGAAACAAUCCGAUCCAUAGAAAUCCGUAGAGCUGCAAACACACCGUAAUCACAACCUCCAGUAGAUACUUUGGCCUUGGAUGACUCAGAGAUUUGGGUCUGUUUUUGUCUCUGAACCCAAGGGGCUACUUGUGAUACUCUCGUUCCCCCCUCAAUUACAAUAUCUUGUACUUAUCUUCGAACAUAAUGUAGGUCAUGCCAAUUGAAUGAACGCAUGAAGUGAUGCAGUCUGCUCGGACAACAAAAAACAGUCCAGUUUGGAGUCUACAGAGUCCUAAAUAAUAAUAAAAAAACAAGAUGCAUUGUUAUAUAUCCUACUCAUCAUAGUAUAGGUAGUGCUUAGUGGCUAUUGAUCUAGAACAAAUAUUCGAAAUGAGAAACAACGCAGGAAUCCGUAGAGCUGCGAACACGCCGUAAUCACCACCACCAGUAGAUACUUUGGCCUUGGAUGACUCAGAGAUUUGGGUCUGUUUUUGUCUCUGAACCCAAGGGGCUACUUGUGAUACUCUCGUUUCCCCCCUCAAUUACAAUAUCUUGUACUUCGAACAUAAUGUAGGUCAUGCCAAUUGAAUGAACGCAUGAAGUGAUGCAGUCUGCUCGGACAACAAAAACAGUCCAGUUUGGAGUCUACAGAGUCCUAAAUAAUAA